AUGCCUCAGCUUCGUAGUGGAGUGCGACGUGCUCGUGCAGCGCCCGUAAUCGAAAAACAAUCGGAACCACCGGUUAAGAAAAACACGCCGGCGCCGAGGGGGAGGGGUAGACCAAGAACUAGAUUGGUCGCCAAGAAAUCUGAGCCGUUGACACAACAGUUAUUGGUGGUUGAAGAAGGUGUGGGUGUGAUGGGUGAUGAAAGAGUUGGUGUCAGUGCUAAUAAGGAUAAAGGUGUUGCUGCUGUUCCAGAAGAAGAUGCCAACUCUCCUCCUCUUCCAGAAAGGGUUCAAGUAGGAGGAUCGCCUCUCUACAAGGUAGAAAGGAAACUUGGUAAAGGUGGAUUUGGCCAAGUUUUUGUUGGUCGCCGCGAGCGUGCUAAUGCUCCUGGAGCUGUGGAGGUGGCUCUGAAAUUUGAACAUAGAAACAGUAAAGGGUGCAACUAUGGCCCUCCUUAUGAGUGGCAAGUAUACAACACACUUGGUGGUAGUCAUGGAAUACCUAAAGUACACUAUAAAGGAAGACAAGGAGAAUAUUAUGUGAUGGUCAUGGACAUUCUUGGUCCAAGUUUGUGGGAUGUAUGGAAUACCUCAGGCCAGUCGAUGUCUCCUGAAAUGGUCUCAUGUAUAGCUGUUGAGUCAUUAUCAAUACUUGAGAAGUUGCACGCAAAAGGUUAUGUACACGGAGAUGUAAAACCAGAGAACUUUUUACUAGGUCAGCCCAACACAGCACAGGAGAAGAAAUUGUUUCUUGUUGAUCUUGGUUUAGCAACAAAGUGGAAAGAUUCAUCAAGUGGAAAGCAUACUGAAUAUGAUCAACGCCCUGACAUGUUUAGAGGGACUGUUCGAUACGCUAGUGUUCAUGCUCAUUUGGGAAGAACUGCCAGUAGAAGAGAUGAUCUUGAAUCACUUGCAUACACACUAAUCUUCCUUCAUAGGGGCCGAUUGCCAUGGCAAGGUUUCCAGGGUGAUGGUAAAUCCUUCCUCGUUUGCAAAAAGAAAAUGGGAACAUCUGCCGAGAUGUUGUGCUGCUUUUGCCCUGCUCCUUUUAAACAAUUUCUCGAGACUGUAGUGAACAUGAAGUUUGAUGAAGAACCCAACUAUUCCAAGCUAAUAUCCUUGUUUGAUGGUAUACUUGGACCUAAUCCUGCAAUGCGACCAAUUAAUAUCGAAGGCGCUCUAAAGGUUGGGCAAAAGCGGGGUAGAUUACCUGCUGAUGCAGAUGACGAACAGCCCAAAAAGAAGGUUCGUUCGGGGAUUCCUGCUUCCCAAUGGAUUUCAGUUUACAAUGCUAGACAACCGAUGAAACAAAGGUAUCAUUACAAUGUGGCUGAUGGAAGAUUAGCACAGCAUAUUGAGAGAGGGAUUGCAGAUGACCUUCUUAUCAGUUGUGUAUCAUGUUGUUCCAAUCUAUGGGCACUUAUCAUGGAUGCUGGAACUAAUUAUACCGCUCAAGUUUACAAGUUAUCACCAUUGUUUUUACACAAGGAAUGGAUCUUGGAACAAUGGGAUAAGAACUUCUACAUUACUUCUAUUGCAGGGGCCAAUAAUGGAAGCUCUGUUGUGGUGAUGUCUAAAGGUACGAGGUACACUCAACAAUCGUACAAAGUAAGUGAAUCUUUUCCCUACAAAUGGAUAAACAAGAAGUGGAAAGAAGGUUUUCAUGUCACCUCAAUGGGUACUGCUGGAAACCGCUGGGGUAUUGUUAUGUCUCGCAAUGCUGGAUUCAGCGAUCAGGUGGUGGAGCUGGAUUUCCUCUAUCCGAGUGAAGGAAUCCACAAACGCUGGGAUAAUGGUUAUAGGAUUACAGCAACUGCGGCUACAUUGGAUCAAUCUGCGCUUAUAUUAAGUAUCCCGAGGAACAGGCCUGGUGAUGAAACUCAGGAAACUCUGCGUACAUCUCAAUUCCCCAGUGCUCAUGUAAAGGAAAAAUGGUCAAAAAACCUUUAUCUUGCCCAUUUGUGCUAUGGGCGCACAGUUUGCUGA
Messenger RNA from Vicia faba (fava bean), 1983 nucleotides. The record is from the annotation of a GenBank genome assembly. Lineage: Eukaryota; Viridiplantae; Streptophyta; Magnoliopsida; Fabales; Fabaceae.